Ceutorhynchus assimilis (cabbage seed weevil) is the source of this 1815-nucleotide messenger RNA. NCBI's taxonomy places the organism in Eukaryota, Metazoa, Arthropoda, Insecta, Coleoptera, Curculionidae. The record is from the annotation of a GenBank genome assembly.
AUGGUACCUAUAGUGCUGGACCUGCAGGACUUUCACAAGUCUUUUGCAGAAUCUGAAGGACUUUCACAAACUUUGUGCAGGAGCUACAGGACUUUCACAAGACUUGUGCGACACCUGCAAGACUUUCACAAGACUUGUGCAGGUCCUACAGGACUUGUGCAGGACAUACAAAGACUUUCACAAGAUUUUGCAGGACCUACAGGACUUAUCCAGUCUGGAGGCUCCUUGCAAAGAAAUCAUAGAAGACAUCGAAGAUUUGAUAUCUUCCCAAGACUUGACGCCCAAAGAACGCUACAGCACCAGAAAAAGUGUAAAAGUCAAAGCCAGAAAAAAAAAUGUAAGUUGAACGCGAAAAUUACCAAUCAUCUCUUGACCCAAGCUAAACAACAACAAAACAGGUUUAUCUGCAUUUUGCAUCGCGGCUAUAAUCAUUCUGCAAAAAUUUCCAAGCUAAAAACAAUGUCUGUUGCGUAUCAAUUAUUGUUUACAAUUAGUUUUAGUUUAUUUAUUUUGUGUAAAUCAGUUUAUGCUGUUCAGUGCGAGUAUAUAGAAAAUGUUAUAAGGGGCCAAGAAGAUACUGAAGGUGUCUUAAACGACCCUUUAUACACCGACCAAUGCCUUAGAGGCGAAGGCAAAGACGCCUAUACAAGCAAUGAGCUGGCUUUGAGCCGUUCCACGAUUCCAAUUUUGAAAAAACACUCAGUAAGAAACAUGCCUUGGCUUGUGGCAAUUUAUUGCAUCCAUUGUCGUAUAGAUUUAAUUGAAGCUGGAGCUUUUUAUAAUGUCCAAAACAUAACCGAAUUUGAGUUUUCUUAUGGGGUUUUAACCGAAAUACGUAGAGGAAUUUUCGAUGUGUUGCCUCACUUAGAAGUAUUAGAUUUAAGAGGUAACAAAAUCUAUAAUAUUGACGAUCUAGCUUUUGCCAAUAUGCCUGUGCUGCGUCAUUUGAACCUCAACGGCAAUGAAAUGGAGUAUUUUAAAAGAGAGUGGUUCACCAACACAAGUUCUAUUGUUACAAUUAAAUUUGUAAAAAACAAGUUGAGAACUAUACCUCCUCAAGCAUUUGUUGGCUGGGAGAUCCUUCAAAAUGCUUAUUUCGAUGACAACGAAAUCACAAUUAUUCACAGAGAUGCUUUCAAAGGAGUCAAGUUUAUGUUCAAUUUGGGCCUGAGCAACAACCGCUUGACAAAACUGGACCCUAAUAUAUUCCCCAACCCUAUUACCAUUGAAGUUUUCGAUAUAAGCACCAACAAAUUCAAUUAUUUGCCCAGGAAGACUUUGAAGCAAGUCAAAAUUGAUAGGAUUUAUCUGGAAGGCAACCCUUGGACUUGCCAGUGCUACAACAUCAUUAACUUUUGGCUGUUUUUUAUUGAUGGCACAAUUAAACCUAAUAGUGAGGAUCCAGAAUGCUACAGUCCGAAUCUUCCUGUUUGUGUCGCUGGAGUGGCUUCUACAUGCUUGGAAAGAGUGGACAGUGAUCUAACAAAUAAGUAUUUUGCUAACGAAUUCGACGAAUCUGAAGUUACUCUCCCCGUUGGCGAAAAUAUACCAGGAGUGCAAAAUAUUUACGUCAAAACUUGGGGUUGUGCUCAUAACAGUUCAGAUUCUGAGUACAUGGCCGGUCAGCUGAGCGCCUACGGUUACAAUUUGACCGAUGACAAAUCGAUGGCGGAUUUGUGGCUUUUGAAUAGUUGUACUGUUAAAAAUCCUGCCGAGGAUCAUUUCAGGAGCCUCAAUUAUUUAAAAUUGGUAUGGUUUUGUAAGACUUUUCUUGGGAAUUUGGAUCCCAAGUUUAAGCUUCUCAAACAACUGUAG